Molecule: messenger RNA, 816 nt
Organism: Stylonychia lemnae
Lineage: Eukaryota; Ciliophora; Spirotrichea; Sporadotrichida; Oxytrichidae
Source: the annotation of a GenBank genome assembly
AUGCCAAAUAAAAGAAGAAAAAGAACUCAUCCAAACCUACAAUCAGAUGUACCUAAAACUGAUAGAACCUAAUCUGAGGAAUCUUCAGAGCCAGAGUACGAAGUAGAUCACAUUGAGGGAUACAAAGUGAAAAUGAAGUCAAAAACUAUAGACUUUUUUGUGAGAUGGAAAGGAUAUGGGCCAGAGGAUAAUACAUGGCAAGACUUCAACACUUUUUCUCAUGACGCUCCUCAUAUUGUAGAAAAGUAUCUGAUUGAAGAAGUAUUCAAGAAAUUUAAGAUUCCUUUAAGUAAUGAGAGCUAAGAAGAAAGCAAAGAUCACACUGUUAAGCCAAACACUAACUCAUCUUCUAUUGUAGGAAAGCAAAUAAGCGAUGACAAAAACGAGUAUGGACAAGAACAGCCAAGUAUUGGGUUUUUAUGUGAAUUCACAGAUACUGUUACAAAAGAGUCUAGGAGAGAGCUGAUUAAAGAGGAUGAACUUCUUGAGACACAUAGUAAGGAAAUGUAUAAAUUCCUUAAAUCUACUCUGAGGUUCGAACAGAAGGUUUCAGUCAAAAAAUCUUAAUUAAUGUCUCCUAAUUUUGAACAAUAUAUUGACAGCCUUAGCAAUAGCUUAGCAAAAGAUUAAACAGAAAGCUCACAAACAUUAAAUCAAGUGGAUGCAAGUAAUGAGAAAAGAGUUAACAAUCAUGUGACUCCAAAUGGCGUUGAUUUAAAUUCUUAAGAAGAGAACAACUCACAGAACUAAUCAAAUGUAGAUAAUAGUAAGAGAGUCAAAAGAUCAAGAGGAGGGAAUUCUCAACCAAAGCAAUGA